UUGAAAGACGUUUUUAAUCCCUGACUCAGAUGUAGCUGUGCAUAUGUAGUUGCAUUAUUGUGUGACAGUUUUCAGUUUAGUGUGGAAGGAGAAUGGAAGAAUACUCUGUUUCUGGGGGCAGCUUUAGCUUGCUUAGUCUGUGCCUGGGGGACAGCCAGGAACAGAGCUUUGUUUUCAUGUCAGUCCUGUAGACUUCCAAAACUGAGUUAACCUGGAGGGAUUUAAAGCAGGUGGUGAAUUGGUGGAUUCACAGGAUUUGUGCUUUAAAUUGAAAAAAAAUUGCACAAGGAUUGACAGGUCAAGAAAAAUAAAUUCAGGCUUGGGUUCAGUUUUUGUGUUGAACAUCACCCCGAUGAGUGGGAAGUUGUUCAGUUGGUGCUGUUUGGUUACUGGUUAUGACACUUACAGUCUACUAAAGAAAAAGAAUGCAGCUUUUUUGUGGAAUACAUGCCUUGAUUGUUGAAUAUCCCAGUUCUGGGAGUUGUUCUACCUCUUGGCUGCCUUUCCUGUGAGGCCUGAAGCUGGUGUGGGAGGGGGAAUGUUGGAUGCAGCACUAUGGCUCACACAGGGGCAGCAGAAGGUGAAGCUUUCUUUCCUUGAUGGGUGACAGUCACAAGAAGCAGGACUGAAUGUAUGUACAUCUUUUGCUAGUAAAAGUGUUUCUGAUCUUACAGUUUUUAGCUAAACUGGUUUGGGUUUGGAUUUUUAUGCAUGGUUAUACUAGAAGUGCCAAACCAUGAGCUAGCCCUAAGUGUCAAUCCUAUAAAAUGAGGGAAUUUUGAAGAUAGGUGUUCUAUUUUAUUGCACCUGUACAAUUGGAUAGCUGUAUGCUGAUGUAUGUUGCAUCUAUGUACAUGUACACAUUGCAUUAUAGAUUCCAUACUGUUUCCCUUUCUAAGCAAAACUUCUGUUGCUACUGUUGGCUCCCUGUUUUCAAAUCUUCUCUUAUAUAUAUUCACCUUUUAUAUUAUGUUACACUAAACACUAAAAGAAUUUCCCAAAAUUACAGGUAUAAUGAUUAAACUUAAAGGCAUUAAGCUGACUAAUUAUGUGUGUCCUCACCUGUAGUGGAGAGAAAUCCAUCACAAAUUUCUAAAUAAAUGCUGUUUUUCUGUGUUUAAAAUGAAGCUGUGGAAAUUAGAUUGCUUAUGCCUUGAUGGUGAAUAUUUACCUAAAUUCUAGCUAAUUGUUCUAUUUAGAUAUUAGAGUACAAAAUGCCAAUAAAUGAAAACACUGCUUUCUGUUAUCAUUACUGUACUGUAGUAGUCUGCAACAGAAGGCAAACAGGAAGUGAACAAACCACAUUCCUGAUUACUUUUUCAGGUAAUCUGGAUGUGUUCAAUAGCAGUUUCAAAAUUUCUAGCCCUUAAUGCCAAGUUUUGUUGCCAUCAUAGCUGUGCUGUGGGUGGAAAAGCCCAACCAGAAAUGAGCAGAUCUAACUGUAAGCUACUUUGCAUGUUGUCAAUUGACUAUAAAUUGCAGCAGUCAUUGACUCAGUGGAACAAGCUACAUAAUUCAGGUAAGAGACUUGCAUAUUUGCUGUAUCUAGCCACAGAUCUUCACUGAAUAUCAAUGUUCUUGUAAAUCACUUAUACCAGCCAUUUACUAACAGUGUUUUCAUAGCUUUUUAAUGAAUUCUGUUUAAUGUAAUCUCUUAUUUAAUAAAGUGUAAGAAAAAUGGAACAUUAACAUCUUUUAUUUUAAAUAUCAUUCAGGUAUUUUCAGGUAUUCAUCACUCUUUAAACAGCAUAUCUUAUUUCCCUGGAUUUUACUUUCGUCUGAAGAUUGGCUAAAUGCAGAACCUGAUGGAUGGCAAAAGCUACUGCAACCUCAUCUGUGCUGAGGCUCAGCACAUCCAGUUGGCAAGGCCUUUCUGUGCAGACCCACUGGUCACGUUUCAUGUGUACCCAGAAGCACCAAACCAGGUCCCUUUGGCCGAAGAUUUGUCAUUCCUUCCUUUCAUGUCGGAGCAUCUCAUCACGGAGACCUUCUACAGCGAGCCCUGCCCCUUUCCCUACCAAAUGCCCCAUUCCAGUCUCCACAAAAGUGAGUACUCCUAUGGGUCAGCUUUCAUCAGGAAGAGGAAUGAGAGGGAAAGGCAGCGUGUUAAGUGUGUCAAUGAAGGCUAUGCCAAGCUGAGGCACCACCUGCCCAAGGAGUACCUGGAGAAACGGCUCAGCAAAGUGGAGACCCUCCGUGCUGCUAUCAAAUACAUCAGGUAUCUACAGUCUGUGCUGUGCACCGACUCUGCGGUGGCAGGAAAAGGUGUCAUGGAGCCAAAUCAAGCACCCAAAGCCACUAACAAACAAACCCAGUUUUUGAAGGCGAUCUGAAGUGUUCCAAAGGUAGCCUGUCUGGGAAUGUAGUAGCCACCACGUUGAUGACGUGUGUGUUCCUGGCGCUUCUUGGGAGCAGAUCGUGGCACACGUCACUAUCAGCCCACACAAGAGCUUCAACGUUGCAGAUAGUUACUACACUUAGAUAUGAGAGGGACAACUGGGAAAAUCUCAGCUGAAUGACUUCAGUUAAUUCAUGAAAAUCAGAACAUGUUUCUAAAUUUGUCACCAAGCUAAAAAUGUGCCACCUAUAUGUGUGAAGUAACUGUAUGUAUCAUCACAACCUGCAUGCUUUAAAAUAAAAUCUCUCUACUUAUGGGA
Molecule: messenger RNA, 2657 nt
Organism: Taeniopygia guttata (zebra finch)
Lineage: Eukaryota; Metazoa; Chordata; Aves; Passeriformes; Estrildidae
Gene: ASCL3
Product: achaete-scute family bHLH transcription factor 3
Biological process (GO): developmental process; regulation of transcription by RNA polymerase II
Molecular function (GO): RNA polymerase II transcription regulatory region sequence-specific DNA binding; protein dimerization activity; DNA-binding transcription factor activity, RNA polymerase II-specific
Source: RefSeq, a predicted model, not a curated record